Pseudomassariella vexata is the source of this 1311-nucleotide messenger RNA. RefSeq lists its product as uncharacterized. Gene Ontology annotation, molecular function: DNA-binding transcription activator activity, RNA polymerase II-specific; zinc ion binding. The coding region runs from base 1 to 1311 and encodes 436 amino acids. Gene Ontology annotation, biological process: regulation of transcription by RNA polymerase II. The transcript has 2 exons. The record is from RefSeq and is a predicted model, not a curated record. NCBI's taxonomy places the organism in Eukaryota, Fungi, Ascomycota, Sordariomycetes, Amphisphaeriales, Pseudomassariaceae.
AUGCCAUCACGCCGGUCUCAUACAAAUUCACACCAUGGCUGUCUGCAAUGCAAAAGGAGACGGGUCAAGUGUGAUCAAACUCAGCCAGAGUGUGCCAGAUGCAGCAAGAAGGGCCAGGAGUGCAAUUACCAACACUUGAUGUCUGUCUACGACCCCUUCCACCAAUAUAAUGCGCCUGCCCGACAGCCAGGGGCAGCUCCAUCGCCGCCCAGGCAGUUGGCGCCAACGUCAGGAGUUCAGAGGCAGUCCGCCAUCUCGAAUGCAUCAGCGCCAUUUCUGCUACCAGAUUCCCUUUCAUCAACUACUGGUGAAUCAGCCUGGAAACACCCCUGCUUUGGCAUGGCCCCUUCAAUAUCUCCUACUGGUCUCCACGAGUACGAUUCGUCGACUCAACAACUCCUACAUCACUACAUAAACCAUGUCUCAUCCAGCUUCAUAUCUUCAGCACCCCACGUCGAGUUGCUCAUUUCCUUCCAGUCAGUCAUAAACCGUCACUCUCUAUCACAGCCCUACGUCCACCACGCGUUACUAUCAUUCUCGGCGCUUCACCUCGCCUCACUAUCAACAUCUUCCAACGCCUCAACUUCCCCCUCCAACUCACCACACCUCAUCACUGCCCUGGCUCAUAAAGCCUCAGCUCUCGAAUCCUUCCGACCCAUUAUCGAGUCCGUAACAACAGUGACCUGUGAACCAGCCCUUGCAGCAUCCGGUCUACUCAUUGCUUGCGCCUUCGGAUUACCACUAGCAGGCGUCCUUUCUGACCCCAUCGACCUCCUAGCCCAAAUCACCUCGUUGUUCCAGGGAACAGUGGCGCUCUACCGUCUAUGCUUGCGGGAUACAAACCCCCUGGAUAACAGCACCUCACCCAAACUCGGACAGUCCGUGCUAGCCGCGAUGGCCUGCGAAGCGCCUUGGGAAGAAGCUGAAGCAGCUAUUGAUAAAGCCAUCCAUGUUAUAUCGCAGCUAGACGAUGAAGAUGAGCUCCAAAUGGGGAGACGAGACGACCUCCUUGACGCUGCACGGAAACUCAAAAGGUCGCUUCGGAGGAUAGCCGUGGCGCGGGGUGUAUAUACCCUGUCGUGCAUGUGGUUCGGCAUGGUGUCACCCGCAUACGUCGAGAGGGUCAAGCAGCGCGAUCCGCUUGCGCUCGUGCUGUUGGCUGACUGGACGAGUGGGCUCCGGAAGGUGAAGCAUGUAUGGUGGAUUCAAGGAUGCGCUCAGCGUACCGUCGAAGCUAUCUGGUUUGAGAUUGGAGGCCAGUACCCGGAGUUGUUGGCUUGGGCUGUUGAGGAGGCGAAGAGCGAUCUGUGA